Messenger RNA from Nezara viridula (southern green stink bug), 2896 nucleotides. NCBI's taxonomy places the organism in Eukaryota, Metazoa, Arthropoda, Insecta, Hemiptera, Pentatomidae. The record is from the annotation of a GenBank genome assembly.
AUGGUCAUGGGGACCGCAGAAAUUUGUUCGAUUGCGGAUGUUAUCUUUAUUAUAGAAGGUACGGCUAUUAAUGGUGCCUACUUAAAUGAUAUGAAGACCAACUAUAUUAUUCCUACGUUAGAGUAUUUUAAUCAAGGAUCAUUGGAAGAGAGAGAUUAUGUCUGUGAGAGUACCAGUGCCCUGUAUGGUGUUAUAAUUUAUCAUGCUGCUGACAGACUUCCAAGCUCUUGCACAGAUAUAUAUGGCCCCUACUCUAAUCCUCAUCGAGUUUUACAAGUUCUUGAUAAGAUUGAACUCAUUGGAGGGCGAGGUGAGUCAAAUGCAAAUGUUGCUGAAGGAUUUGCUGCUAGUUUGGUAUGUUUAGAUGAUUUACAACUGAGAAGAGAAAAUGGAGCAAAUCCUCAAAAGCAUUGUAUUCUUAUUUGUAAUUCUCCUCCGUACAUGAUGCCUGUGAUAGAAAAUCAGUCCUAUAUAGGAAAUACUGCUGAACAGUUAGCAACUCUUUUUAGCGAAAAAAAUGUUCACCUAUCAAUUAUAUCACCAAGAAAAAUACCACUCAUGUUCAAGCUUUUUGAAAAAGCUGGAGGAGAUCUCACAACAUCUCAGACCAAAAAUUAUGCUAAGGAUCCUAGACAUUUAGUUUUACUGAAAGGUUUUAGUUUACCCAGUCUAAAAGAACGACCUGUGAGCCCGACCAGUGCUAGUGCUGCUGCACAGCAUAACUUGAAUGUACAGUUAUCAAGUCCACUUCCUUCUCAUGGAAGUCCUAUGUCUACACCUGCCCAACCACAACCACCUCAGCCUAAUCAGGCAGCACCAACAAUACUUCAGGGAACUCCUGUAGUUAGUGGAGUACCCGCAGCAGCAGCAGCUCCUAGAGGUUUCCCACCCGCCUAUGCUCCUGGACGACCUACCUGGAGACUGACAACAAUGCACCAGUCUGUCCCUAGAGCUCCAAACUAUCCCACUCAACCUGGAAGUGCUCUCAUAGAACAGCUAACAAGGCCCCCAUCAAUCACACCUCAAUUUAACAAUACAACUACUUUAGGAGGCACAGGGUUGAAUGCUCAAUCUGCGCAGCAAUCUCAAAUGCCUCCCCAACAGCAGCAAACAGCUCAGCCAAUGCAGAGAAUUCUCGGAACACCAGGAGUUAUUGGCCAGCAAGUGGCAAUUGUUCAACCACAGCCACCAAACGUGAUGCCACAGAACCAGCAAGAACACCCACUGGUUAUAGGUCUCAUGCCACAACAAACAGGAGUCAUGCAACAAACAAAUUUACAACCUGGCAUGAUGGGGCAAGCGCAGCCUCAGGCCGGUGUUAUGCAAGUACAGCCUGGACCCCCAAUGCAACAGGCUCAAGCUUCACAGCAGCAGGGACAAAGAGAGAGACAAACGAUUUGGCAAGGUAUACUGGAGUGGCUUGAGAAGAAGGCACCUGGGGAUUCGCAGAAGAUGACAAGGCAUGUACCUUGUCAAGUUUCUACAAAUUAUAAAGAAGGAGGAGAGCCUGAAUUAAAGGCUGAUUCGUGGCCCCAGAAGUUGAUAAUGCAGUUGAUGCCCAAACAGCUGAUCGGUAAUAUUGGAGGUGCAUAUUUGAAAAACUCUAAAUCAGUGUUGUUUCAUCCACAGGCAUGUGAUGCAUUGGAGUCUUUGACCAAAGUUAUGAGCACUGGUUAUGCUGGAUGUGUUCACUUCACCAGUACUCCUCAGUGUGAUAUAAAAGUUUUGAUUCUUUUAUAUACUUCUGAGAAGAGAGCCUAUCUUGGUUUUAUUCCCAAUGAUCAAGUUGCAUUUGUGGAUCGCUUGAGGAAAGUUAUUCAGCAUCAGAAGUCAACACAUGCGCUUACUAGACAGGGCGGGGCUCCGACUGGACAAGCUAUCCCAGGAGGUGGUCUAGCUGGACCACAGGUGCCUCCUACAAGUCAAGCCCAGUUGGGCACAAUGUUGCAACAACAGCAGCCUCAGCAACAGCAGCAAGCUAUUGGUGCAACAUUAGGAGUUGGGCAAAAUACCUCUAUGCUAGCGGCUUCUGGAAUGCAAAGUGAAGCUAAUCAACAACAAGGUUCCAAUCAGGGAGGUCAGUUUAAUACACACCUUGUCGAAGCAAGGCAAGAAAAUCUUUUCAAAAUACAGAGGCUACAACAGACCCUAGAGGCUGCACAGCAACAAGAACUACAAUAUAAAAACCAAUUAGAGGUAACCUCUAAUUAUUACUCACAGGGGGCACCACGCGGAGGCGAUCUGUCUUCAUCCCCUCAUAUCUCAAAUCUUUUCAAAAUACAGAGGCUACAACAGACCCUAGAGGCUGCACAGCAACAAGAACUACAAUAUAAAAGCCAAUUAGAGGUAACCUCUAAUUAUUACUCACAGGUCUUAUCCCCACUGAUGUCACUUUACAGGGCUUAAAUGUCCAAUGUUCAUAUACGUCUUCCUCUAAAGUACCAAAUAGUGCAUAAAUAGUCGUAGAAUCAGUAAUCAACUGGUGAUAUAAUUAAUACUCAGUUAAGAAUGCAAUUCAAAAUUGUUUGAUGCAUGUUGAUUUAUUGAUUUGAUUGUGAAGAUAAUGUUUAUGUUUUAGCAGGAGCAACAAAAACAGUUAAGAGCUCAAUUACAGCAGCAGUUGCAGCAACAGCAGCAGCAACAACAACAACAGCAACAAGUAAGGGGGUUGGCUCCUCAGCAGCAGCCCAAUCCUGCACAGCAGCGAAUGAUGAGGCCUCCUAUUUCCAAUAACCAACUUAGACAUUUACUUCAAGGGCCACAGCCUCAAUAUAGGAUGAAUAUGGGGCAACAGCAGAUGGUUCGAGCGGGACUUCCUCAAGCACAACCAGGCCAGCAAAUGAAUUCUCAGCAACAGCAGUUUGAUGAUGUUGCUUCUUAUGACUUCUUAUCUUAA